UCCUGACCUCAUUAGUCAGAUCCAGAGCCAACAACCGCUUUGAACUGUUGUCUGGAGAGCCGCUUUAAAUAUUUCUAAACAUGUUGGGAAGUGAGAAAACUCUGACCUGUGCACCUUGCAAUAACAAUGUAGGGUUCCUGCAAAGGACCAACAGCCUGGAAGACAAGGGCCGGAUCGUUAGCUCCCUGAAGGAAAGGCAGUCCUCCAAGAGCCUGCUGGCAUGCGAGAGCAACGGGAAGGAGUCCAGGUUCCGGCGCACCGAGACAGACUUCUCCAAUUUGUAUGCCAGAGAUUUGCUGCCCGCCAAGAAUGGCGAGGAGCAGACCAUGCAGUUCCUGCUGGAGGUCGUGGACAUCCUUCUCAACUACGUGAGAAAGACGUUUGACAGAUCCACCAAAGUGCUGGACUUCCACCACCCGCAUCAGCUCCUGGAGGGCAUGGAGGGCUUCAACCUGGAGCUGUCGGACAACCCCGAAUCCCUGGAGCAGAUCCUGGUGGACUGCCGGGACACGCUGAAAUACGGAGUGAGGACAGGGCAUCCUCGCUUUUUCAAUCAGCUGUCCACGGGACUGGACAUCAUUGGCUUGGCUGGGGAGUGGCUGACAUCAACUGCUAAUACAAACAUGUUUACCUACGAAAUUGCCCCUGUUUUUGUCCUCAUGGAACAAAUAACACUUCGAAAGAUGAGAGAGAUUAUUGGAUGGUCAAAUAAAGAUGGGGAUGGAAUAUUCUCACCUGGAGGAGCUAUCUCCAACAUGUACAGCAUAAUGGCUGCACGCUACAAGUAUUUCCCUGAAGUCAAAACCAAAGGCAUGGCUGCAGUCCCUAAACUGGUUCUCUUCACCUCAGAACAUAGUCACUACUCAAUAAAGAAAGCUGGAGCUGCACUUGGAUUUGGAACAGACAAUGUGAUUUUGAUAAAAUGCAAUGAAAGAGGGAAAAUAAUACCAGCUGAUUUGGAGGCAAAAAUUUUGGAAGCAAAACAAAAGGGAUACAUUCCUCUCUUUGUGAAUGCAACUGCAGGCACAACUGUGUUUGGAGCCUUUGAUCCAAUAGAAGAGAUUGCAGAUAUAUGUGAAAAAUAUAACCUCUGGCUUCAUGUAGAUGCUGCCUGGGGAGGUGGACUCUUAAUGUCUCGAAAGCAUCGUCAUAAAUUGAAUGGAAUAGAAAGAGCCAACUCAGUCACUUGGAACCCACACAAGAUGAUGGGAGUGUUGUUACAAUGUUCUGCCAUUCUUGUCCGGGAGAAGGGUAUACUUCAAGGCUGCAAUCAAAUGUGUGCAGGCUAUCUCUUCCAGCAAGACAAACAGUAUGAUGUAUCCUAUGACACGGGAGAUAAGGCAAUACAGUGCGGUCGACACGUGGACAUUUUCAAAUUCUGGUUGAUGUGGAAGGCAAAGGGUACAGUAGGAUUUGAAAAUCAGAUCAACAGAUGCCUGGAGCUGGCAGAAUAUCUCUACACUAAAAUCAAAAACAGAGAAGAAUUUGAGAUGGUUUUUGAAGGGGAGCCAGAACAUACAAAUGUAUGUUUUUGGUAUAUUCCGCCGAGUCUCAGGGGCAUGCCAGACUGUGAUGAGAGAAGAGAAAAGUUACACAGGGUAUGUGUUUUUUUUAAAGCGCUGAUGAUGGAGUCAGGUACUACCAUGGUUGGAUACCAGCCUCAGGGCGAUAAAGUCAACUUCUUCCGAAUGGUCAUCUCAAACCCUGCAGCAACUAAGUCUGACAUUGACUUCCUCAUUGAAGAAAUAGAGAGAUUGGGGCAGGAGCUGUAGUACAGUGGCUGAAUUAUUUAUUUCUCUAAUUCACUGUUUUCCAGCACUGGCUAUUUUUUUAACCCAGUUCUGCAGAACAUGUUUUAAGGAAAUUAUCUUUCUGUAAGUUCCAGUCUCCUAAGACAUUGUUAAACAACACAACUAUAGGCUACUGAAACAUAUAUGUAUUGGUAGAUCAUAUUACUGAGGGAAAAUGUAUUAUCUUGAAGUUGAAGUACUACUGACUCUCACAUUGGUCUUGUUUAUUGUAGUCAGCAGGAAAUUAAUAAGUACUAAGAUAGCAAAUUAAGAACUCUGCACAGUAUAUAUGUACAGUAUAAAUAAAUAUAUAAAUAUAUAUAUAUACAUACAUAUAUAUAUAUAUAUGAAGUGGUUAUAAACUUAGAUCUAAGCCACAGCAUGUUUUCCACUUUAAGAGAAUUAACUUUUCCUUCAACAACCUAAUGACGUGGAUAAUGUGCUACAGGUUUUUCCGCCAGGUAAAAAUAGACAUAUAGAAACAUUUCUAAAACAUAGAGUCUUAGGAGCUAAGGAAAAUGUAUAACAAUAUUAAAUCUUAUUGUUGGUGCUUCUCUCAUGUACAAAACAGCAAUCUCUAACAGCACCUUCGAGUAAAAUAGUUGUAUUUCCCCUUUAGUGUCACAUCAGGGGAUAAUAGUAGCACAGUCAUUGUAACAGGUAUAUUAUUGCUGUAUUUUUAGAGGUUAAUUUGUGUAGAUUGUGUAUAUUAUUGUUAAAUGACUUUGUGUAAAAGGAUUUAAAUGUAAUAGUUUUACAGCAAGAUAACUGUUGAAUUGUAGGUAUAUGAAAUAUUUGCUUAUUUAUAUGCAGAGAUUUACCAUGCUGAAGAGUUGUCUUGUAUUUUCUUCCAUUUGUAAUGUAUCCUAUUUAUAUAUUAUUGAAGUUCUAAAUAAUGUUUAUGGUAUUUUAGUGUCUUUGUGAGCCAAAGAAAAAAUACAAAAAUAUUAGUUGACACUUUCAUUUAAAUCCUAGUGCCCUUAAAAUAAUAACUUGCAGAUAAUUCUACUGAAUAUAAGGAAUUCUAACAUUGGUCUAAACUGUCAAAUGAUGAGAUCCCUUUAAUCAAUUAGAAUUUUCAAUUUUAUUUAUUGUAAUGUCAGACUGUCUGUUCAGUGUUCUGAAUGCUUUCCUAGUGAAUAUUGGUUGCUAACCAAGGCCCCUGUUUUUGAGUUGUAUUUCAGGACUAAUCUCUACAACCAUUUUAACUAAAUUCUGUGGGUGUUUUAACCGGGAUCGUUCUUCUAGUGAAAUGAAAUUCACUAUGUGUUUGGAGCUUAUGAAAUAAAUAAAACCAAAAGUAAUAUCAAAAUCUUUAAAUACAGCUGGCUUAUCAGAACAGUUUCAACUGGCUAGACUUUUCAAAGUAUAGACACCAGAGUCACCUGCAGCUUGUUCAGUUUUAAUGAUUAGAUAAUCAGUACCUCCAAGUGGAAAACUCCAUAAUGGAAGCAGAGUAGUGGAACAAAAUGAAGAUUCAAUAACCCUCUGUCUACUGAGUUACUGUCAUGGUGAUAAAUGGAAUAUGAUAAUUUCAAAUAUUUAAAUACGUGAUUCUAUGUCUAUCUUCUAUGCAAGU
Athene cunicularia (burrowing owl) is the source of this 3369-nucleotide messenger RNA. RefSeq names its product glutamate decarboxylase 1 (gene GAD1). The coding region runs from base 81 to 1772 and encodes 563 amino acids. Gene Ontology annotation, cellular component: presynaptic active zone; cytoplasm. The transcript is spliced from 14 exons. The record is from RefSeq and is a predicted model, not a curated record. Lineage: Eukaryota; Metazoa; Chordata; Aves; Strigiformes; Strigidae. Gene Ontology annotation, molecular function: glutamate decarboxylase activity; pyridoxal phosphate binding. Gene Ontology annotation, biological process: GABA biosynthetic process.